Myxozyma melibiosi is the source of this 964-nucleotide messenger RNA. Its product is annotated as dihydrofolate reductase. Gene Ontology annotation, biological process: dihydrofolate metabolic process; tetrahydrofolate biosynthetic process; glycine biosynthetic process. Gene Ontology annotation, molecular function: NADP binding; dihydrofolate reductase activity. The record is from RefSeq and is a predicted model, not a curated record. NCBI's taxonomy places the organism in Eukaryota, Fungi, Ascomycota, Lipomycetes, Lipomycetales, Lipomycetaceae. The transcript is spliced from 2 exons. Gene Ontology annotation, cellular component: mitochondrion. Bases 164 to 841 code for a protein of 225 amino acids.
UUUUUCUCUACGCGCGCAUGGCAGACUGAUCGACUAUCUCGAAGCCAGAUAUUAAUUACCCGGCCCGGAUACGCGCCGCACCCGUUCCUGGCGUCUAAGCGAUCUCGACAGUUGCUCUUCCUGCUGCCAGACUCCUGAUCCCGCUGCUCUCUGCGCAAUCGCCAUGACCGUCCCCGCGUCCUCCUCAGCCAGGCAGCUGCCUAUCACCCUCGUCGUAGCAGCGACACACGCGUCCCUCGGCAUCGGUCGCGGCGGCUCGCUGCCGUGGAGACUGCCGACCGACAUGGCUUUCUUCCGCCUCGUCACCUCUGCUCCUGCAUCAGACCAAACCCCACACAAGCCCGCCGUCGUCAUGGGCCGCAAGACGUGGGACUCGCUGCCGGCAAAGUUUAAGCCGCUGCCCAACCGCAUAAACAUUGUCCUAUCGCGGUCAAAGUCGUCCCACGGCCCCGGCACCCACACAUUCUCCUCGUUAAGCUCCGCGAUCGAGGCACUAUCCACGCAAGACCCCUCCUCCGACCUCCCCGCUGUCUCAAAGAUCUACAUCAUCGGCGGCGCAGAAAUCUACGCAGAGGCAUUAACCCACCUCUCCGCCUCGCGCAUCCUGCUCACCACCGUCCACCCCGCCGACGAAUCCACACUCGACCUCGACACGUUCCUGCCCGAAUUCAGAACCUCGGGAGAAUGGACGCAGGCAAGCCACGACGAUCUGCGGAGAUACAUCUCCGAGGAAGUGAACAGCGAAGAAGCGGCAGCGCUGCUCCCGGAAAGCAGCGGGCAGCGGAUAAAAGAAAAAGGACUAGAGUUCGAGUUUACGCUGUGGGAAAGGUCGCAAAAGUAAAUAGAUUACCCCUCUUUGUACAUUACAACGAUUAAAAAGCGCUCUAUGAUCUCUGCAAUCAGAAGUUAUUACGCGUCGAGAUCAGAUAUUGCUCAAUCUAAUGCACCUCACCGCGUUCCACCC